Messenger RNA from Adineta steineri, 1506 nucleotides. The record is from the annotation of a GenBank genome assembly. Lineage: Eukaryota; Metazoa; Rotifera; Eurotatoria; Adinetida; Adinetidae.
AUGGAUUUACAGCCAACGCGACAAUUGGAUUAUUUACAACGAACACUUUCAAUAUUUUUGACAAAUUCAUCUGAUAUGUCCGAACAAUUGGAAUCAUUGAUCGAUGAACUUAUUCAAGAAAAUAAACAAAUUAAUAAAUCACCAAAGAGUUCUCCUGAACCUAUAAUAACAGAUUUUAAAUCUGAAGUAUUAUCUACAACAACUUCACCUCAACCGUUACCUAAAAAACGUUCAGCACCGUUAGCAGCAAAUUCUAAACCGCCGCCAUCAAAACGUUUAAAGACUUUAACAAGUAAAGAAGAUGAUGAAAGUUCGAAAAAGAAAACUAUACAAGUAGAAGAAAAAAAUGAUAAAGAUGAUGAUAUAUAUGAUGAUGAAAAUGAUAGUGAUGAUAUUAAAGUUAAACCUUCAGAAUCUCAGACAAAUCCAUCAACAUCAUCGUCUCGUGAUAUUGAUGAAUUUGCAAUUGAAUUAGGUCUUGUGUGUUUCAAAUGCAAGUUACUUGCCGAAGAAAAAGAUAAUCGUCUGGUUGAAUGCCAUGAAUGUCAUAAUAAAUAUCAUCAAAAAUGCCAUAAACCACUAGUUAGUACAGCUGAUAUUAGUGAUCCUCGAUGUUUAUGGUAUUGUUCAAAAUGUCGAAAAAUAAUUAAUAAAAGACAACAAUCGCAAUCUUCACUUAAAGAAACUAAAGUAACUAGUAACUCUUCUUCAUCAACUACUAAGUCCAAAACUAAUGAAUCACCACUAUCUACUGCGAAAAAGAGUAUACCAAGCUCAAUUUCCGAUGUAUCUACUGGAUUGUUUUCAUUUAAACCAAAGUCAUCUGAGUCGAUUACAUCAGAUAAUUCAAUCUCGAAUAAUCCAUCUAUAUCAAAUUCAAAUUCUUCGUUAACUAAUGGUACAACUACAAAAAAUACAAAUGGAUGGGCUUCAUUAGCAACUGGAUUUAAAGAAAAAAAAACUACAACUGAAUCAACUAAUUCUUCAGCAACAUCAAUUCUUGCUGAAUUAACAGCAUUAACGUCAUCAACUAAUAGUAAUAAUACUAAACAUUCACCACCAUCACCUAAAUCAUUGACAUCAACAUCACUUAAUCCUCUAUUAAAACAAUCAAUAAAUAAUAAUAUCGGUACGACUAGUACAACACUAUUAAAAAAUACCAAUCCAUCAAUAAAAUAUAAUAUACCAUCUUCACCUCCGGUAUUGAAAACACAAUUAUCAUCAUCAAAAUCUACACAAAAAUUAAUAUCAACAACUAAAAAUCUUCAAAGAAUUAGUUCACCGACACCACUCGGUCGACAAACAUCUAUUAUUAAAUCUCCUCCAUCAGCAACUACUCCAGUCUAUAAUCGUUUAAAUAGUUCGGGUAGUAAUAGUUCAGGGAGUAAUUCUCCAUCAUCAACUAGUACAAAUGCUAAAAUAGCAACUGGUUUCGAUUUUGAAAAACGUUUAAAACAAAUGAAAAAAAUGGCUGCAGAAAAAAAAAGAAAAGAAAAAGGUAAAUAA